AUUCACCCAACACACCAUUUCCUUUUUGUCUCUGGUCUGAUACACAAUGGUUCAGUUUAAUACUCUGUCUGUGUUUCUCUGUGUCAUGGCAGGUUUGCUCUCAGAGACUCAGAGCUCUUUAACUUUGGAGGCAGAAGCUGGAGAUAACGUCACUAUUUGGUGCCAACAUGAUCUGACUGUAACAUCUUUCAUCUUCUGGUUUAAACACACAAGUGAUUCAGUUCCACUUCUUCUUGGGUGUAAAAAGUUUAGGACAUCAGCUUCAUCAGAGUGUUACUUCUUUAGUGAGAGUGAGAGAAUAGUGAUGUCUGUUCAUGGCAGUAAAACGUCUCUCACAAUCACUGCAGUAAACGUCUCUGAUACAGGACUCUAUUACUGCAGCUUCACUGACAGAAUGAUCUUCAGUAACUCCACAUAUUUACAAGUGAAAGGCAUAAAUAAAACAUUUUCUGAGAACUUGGAUAAUGCAAGAGGUUCUGUGUCUCCUGCUGUGUUCUUCAUGCUGAUUGUGGUGUUUGGUUCAGUGACUGUGUUUCUUCUCUGUGUCCUGAUCAUCAUACUGAAGCACAGAAAAACACACAGAGGUGCUGAAGCAGAUGAUAAUGAGCUCUGGAAGAAGAAAACCAAGAGGAGACAUGAUGAAGUGGAGUACUCUUAUGUUGUGUUUUCUUCUGUUGUUGAAUGUUAACAACACUGAGUGUGUAAUCAGUCGCUAAUUUUUAACCUCAGUCUAAUGUUCUCCUUCAGUUCUUCAGCAUAUAGUAUGGACUCAUUUACAAGAACAGUUUAGUGCAAUAUUUUCUGUAAUUGGUGAAACUUUUAAUCAUCUUCAAAAUAUAAAAUAUAUCAUUAUUGUUUAUGAACUGAACAUAGCAUGUAUUUUUAAAAUAUCCGAAAACUGCUUAUACUUAUAUACUUAUAAAAAAAAGUAGAUUACUCACAUUAAAUGUAUUUAUUUGUUUGUUCACAUCACCGUUUAUUACUCAGAAUUCUUCUAAUUAAAUAAAUGUACUGUACAUUGUGUAAUUAUAGAGCAUUGCACUGGUUGAGCACUAGAUGGCGCUGCGAGGGUUGUUUUAUAAAUAAACAGAAGUGUUGAUCACAAGGAAACAAGGUUUAAAUCAAA
Molecule: messenger RNA, 1126 nt
Organism: Tachysurus vachellii
Lineage: Eukaryota; Metazoa; Chordata; Actinopteri; Siluriformes; Bagridae
Exons: 6
Coding region: 47-688 (213 amino acids)
Biological process (GO): response to bacterium
Source: RefSeq, a predicted model, not a curated record